Staurois parvus is the source of this 261-nucleotide messenger RNA. Lineage: Eukaryota; Metazoa; Chordata; Amphibia; Anura; Ranidae. The record is from the annotation of a GenBank genome assembly.
CCGGUACACCUGUGCAAGACUGAAGGGGAGGAGCCAGUACACCUGUGCAAGACAGAAGGGGAGGAGCCGGUACACCUGUGCAAGACUGAAGGGGAGGAGCCGGUACACCUGUGCAAGACUGAAGAGGAGGAGUCAGUACACCUGUGGAAGACUGAAGGGGAGGAUCCGGUACACCUGUGCAAGACUGGAGGGGAGGAGCCGGUACACCUGUGCAAGACUGAAGAGGGGAGGAUCCGGUACACCUGUGCAAGACUGGGGGGA